Messenger RNA from Brassica oleracea var. oleracea, 1547 nucleotides. Its product is annotated as aluminum-activated malate transporter 7. Gene Ontology annotation, cellular component: plant-type vacuole membrane. The coding region runs from base 69 to 1547 and encodes 492 amino acids. The transcript has 6 exons. Lineage: Eukaryota; Viridiplantae; Streptophyta; Magnoliopsida; Brassicales; Brassicaceae. Gene Ontology annotation, biological process: malate transport. The record is from RefSeq and is a predicted model, not a curated record.
CCUCCUCUUUCAGCUUCUAUCUCUCUUCUACUGAUAACAAAAGGAUCAGUUGAGACAGAUCGAUAGAAAUGGAAAAAGUGAGAGACCUCGUCAGAGAAGGGAAGAGAGUGGCAAAAGAAGACCCCAGGAGAGUUGUUCACUCUUUCAAAGUGGGUCUUGUUCUUUCCUUGGUCUCUUCCUUCUAUUAUUACCAACCUCUCUACGACAGCUUCGGUGUUAAUGCAAUGUGGGCUGUCAUGACCGUUGUUGUCGUCUUCGAAUUCUCUGUUGGGGCCACGCUCGGGAAAGGACUUAACAGAGUAGCGGCAACACUAUUUGCGGGGGCACUUGGUAUCGGAGCUCAUCACCUUGCGAGCUUGUCUGGCUCAACAGGAGAACCCAUUCUUCUCGCAAUUUUCGUCUUUAUACAAGCGGCCUUGUCGACAUUUGUGCGGUUUUUUCCGCGGGUGAAGGCGAGAUAUGAUUACAGUCUCUUGAUAUUCAUACUCACCUUUGCGUUGAUAUCAGUGUCGGGGUUCAGAGAGGAACAAGUUCUCGUGUUGACUCAUAAGAGAAUCUCCACUGUGAUCAUCGGAGGAUUCAGUUGUGUCCUUAUCUCCAUCUUUGUCUGCCCUGUUUGGGCAGGCCAAGAUCUGCAUUCUCUCCUCGCCUCUAACGUUGAGAAACUCUCCUUCUUUUUGCUAGAAUUUGGGGACAAGUAUUGUGAAACGGUAAAAGAUGGUGACACCAAAGAGGUUGACAAACGCAAAAAUGAUUUUGACAACUACAAAAGUGUUCUCAACUCAAAAAGCAAUGAAGAAUCUUUGGCUAAUUUUGCUAAAUGGGAACCUGGUCACGGCCAAUUCCGAUUCCGCCAUCCUUGGAAACAAUAUCUAUCCAUCGGUGGAUUAAUCCGACAAUGUGCUUAUCGAAUUGAUGCCCUGAAUUCAUAUCUAAAUGCAGAUAUUCAGGUGUCAAUUGAUAUAAGAAAGAAACUAGAAGAACCGUUGAGAAGAAUGAGUUUGGAAUCAGGAAAAGCAAUGAAAGAAAUGUCAGUUUCGUUAACUAAAAUGAUUAAACCAUCUUCUUCCGAUCUUCAUGUCCGAAACGCACAGUCUGCCUGCAAAUCUCUCACCAGCUUACUUCAUUCAGGCAUCUUGAAAGAAGUUGAGUCACAAGAAUUAAUCUCACUUCUGACAGCAAUCUCCUUGCUCAUUGAUAUCAUUAACCUGACCGAGAAUAUCUUGGAAUCUCUACAUGAACUUGCAUCAGCUGCAAGAUUUAAGGACAAGAUUGAGUCGCCUAUUUUUGCCGAGAAACCAAAUUCCAAAAGCAUUGUUUGUGGCUGGGCGACCAAAGGCCAAGAUGAUCAUGUUGUCACAAUUGUUAACGAUGAUUGUUGUAAUGGUAAUACAUCAGAAAAGGGUAAUCGCUCGAACAAGGUUUUGAUCCAUGAAAAACAUGAAAAUUGUGUACAUGAGAAACAUGAAGAUGAUGAUGCACAUGUAAAUUCGAGUUGUGAUUCUUGUGGUCAUACUAGUCUUCGUGUAAUUGUAGAAUGUAGAUAA